Molecule: messenger RNA, 318 nt
Organism: Staurois parvus
Lineage: Eukaryota; Metazoa; Chordata; Amphibia; Anura; Ranidae
Source: the annotation of a GenBank genome assembly
CUUCAAGGAUUUUCUGGAAAAACUCCUGUGCAAAGAUCCAGAAAAGUGCAAAGAACAUGUUGCCAACAUACAAGAUCACCCAUUUUUCAAUGUAUAAACUGGAAAAAAGUGGAAGCGGGGGAGGCACGCCCUCCUUUUUUCAUAUGUCGGAAGGGUUUCAGAGACAUGACAAGACAGAAGAUAAAGCUGGAAGACCUGAUGAAUGACAUGGACAAGAAUGGAGAAUGUUAUGCACCUAUUUCAGAGGAGGAACAAAAACUUUUUAAUGGCUUUUCUUUUAUCAGUGACGAAUGGCGAGCCAUGAUGAAGAUGAAAUGA